This is a messenger RNA of Choloepus didactylus (southern two-toed sloth), 3489 nucleotides long. RefSeq names its product phosphatidylinositol transfer protein alpha (gene PITPNA). Gene Ontology annotation, biological process: phospholipid transport. Gene Ontology annotation, cellular component: cytoplasm. The transcript is spliced from 12 exons. The record is from RefSeq and is a predicted model, not a curated record. Gene Ontology annotation, molecular function: phosphatidylcholine intramembrane carrier activity; phosphatidylinositol transfer activity; phosphatidylcholine binding. Bases 143 to 955 code for a protein of 270 amino acids. NCBI's taxonomy places the organism in Eukaryota, Metazoa, Chordata, Mammalia, Pilosa, Megalonychidae.
GCGGCGAGAGCGUCGGGGACGGAGCAGACCACGACGAAGGCGCACAGGCAGCCGGGCCGGGCCGGGCCACGGGGAGAACGGCCGCCGGGAAGCGGGCGGGAGGCCGGGCGGGCAGCGAGCAGGCGCCGAGACGCGAAGCGACAUGGUGCUGCUCAAGGAGUAUCGAGUCAUCCUGCCUGUGUCUGUAGAUGAGUAUCAAGUGGGACAGCUGUAUUCUGUGGCUGAGGCCAGUAAAAAUGAAACAGGUGGUGGUGAAGGUGUGGAGGUCCUGGUGAACGAACCCUAUGAGAAGGAUGGUGAGAAAGGCCAGUACACACACAAGAUCUACCACCUGCAGAGCAAAGUGCCCACAUUUGUUCGAAUGCUGGCCCCAGAGGGAGCCCUGAAUAUACAUGAAAAAGCAUGGAAUGCCUACCCUUAUUGCAGAACUGUUAUUACAAAUGAGUACAUGAAAGAAGAUUUUCUGAUUAAAAUUGAAACCUGGCACAAACCAGAUCUUGGCACCCAGGAGAAUGUGCAUAAACUGGAGCCUGAGACGUGGAAACACGUGGAAGCAAUAUAUAUAGACAUUGCAGAUCGGAGCCAAGUACUUAGCAAGGAUUACAAGGCAGAGGAAGACCCAGCAAGAUUUAAAUCUAUCAAAACAGGAAGAGGACCCUUGGGCCCCAACUGGAAGCAAGAAGUUGUAAAUCAGAAAGACUGCCCGUACAUGUGUGCGUACAAACUGGUUACUGUCAAGUUCAAGUGGUGGGGCCUGCAGAACAAAGUGGAAAGCUUUAUACAUAAGCAAGAGAGGCGUCUGUUUACAAACUUCCACAGGCAGCUGUUCUGUUGGCUCGAUAAAUGGGUUGACCUGACCAUGGACGACAUUCGAAGAAUGGAAGAAGAGACGAAGAGACAGCUGGAUGAGAUGAGACAAAAGGACCCAGUGAAAGGAAUGACAGCCGAUGACUAAAGCCACCCCUUCCCCUUCUGCACUUUUUGCAAGACAUUGGUCAACAGGAAGGCCCAGCAGCUCCAUCCUCCCGAGUGACAGGCCAUCUUCGGACUCAGCCUUUCUGGGCCAUUCUACAGGCAACUCUCAAUCCCUCACUGUAGCUAAUUCUAGAUGCCCUUUAAUAUUGUGAACAAAUAGACCGUCUGGUAUUAUGAAGCAAGUGUGUGCAGGAGCCUGCUCCUCGGAGAUGUGUGGCGUGUAGGCCGCUGGAUUUACAGCUCCUGCCUCCCUCCCCAUUGUGUUCUGACCCACUUCUGUAUGUGCUCCACCCCCAAAUUUAUUUCCUAGUGACAUUUUUAGUUGUUCAAAAUAGCUCUCUUUUGUGAUGUGAUGAUUUAAAUGAUUUAAGUUUGUUUGUUUUCAACCUUGGGAUAAACUGAGUGUUUUGCCUCCUGGGCAGAUCAUCACAAAUUUGAGUGUUCACCUGGGGAGUAGGGGUGAGUUAGAAAUGCAGUUUUUUCCUCUGGUUCCACAGAAUACCAAUGUGGCUUCGUAACUCUGAUCUCUGUUCCCAGUAGCCCAUUGUUAGAGGGCUCUUGGCACCAGGGAGGCACCCAAGGCCCAGUCAGUCUGUAAGAAAAUUUAACAAAAUACAAAUAACCCCAACUCCAGGCACUGCACUUCUGGUCACUAUUCUUAGAAACAUCUAAGGCUUCUCAGCCCCCCUGUUGCCCAGUGUCUGAAUCUCUUUGCGGAAUCCGUAAUAUGCCCCAAUCAACUCUCCAUCUGCGGGCCUUGUCCAGCAUGGCUGUUAGAAGUGAGUCUGUCCCAUAUAUACUUGUCAGUCUGACCCACUGAAGGGCUCUGUAUGUUCCUCCUCGUCCCUUUUGGGUUGGUGCUGCCACUCAGCAAUAAUCCUCUUUUCUCUGUGUUUUUUUAGAUCCUUGUCCUCUGUCUUUGAGGCUAGUUAGGAUGCAAGAGCCCUGAUCUUUUCAUGCUGCACAUAAGAGCAUGCAAAAAGCUUCCUUCCCAGCAAAACAUAUUCCCUCUUGUCUUCAGGGUUGCUGGAAAGGAAUUUGGAGAUAAAGGACUCAAUGCAUCCUGUCCCCAUGCUGAAUUCUGUCCUGGACAAUCAAAUGCUAGUGAUUAUACUACACCAAAGUAGGCUGGUGAGGAAGGCCAGGCUUCAGGAGAAUGGAACUUGCUGAGGGGUUCACAGUUUCCUAUGACUUGGCAGAACCUGAGUAUGCCUUUCUGGUGGGAGACUCAAGAUAGCUGUGAUGCCACCUGACACUUCCCCUGGAAGCAUUGUGAAGUAUGUUGAUCUGAGUGUGCACUGAUCCACACUCAUGGUAGCCUGGGUGUACCUGCUAAUGAGAGACUGAAUCUCUGUUAAGAGAGCAAGAAGUAGGAUAGGAUGAUUUAUCCUCAUGCUUUUGUCAGUUUGCUUUGCCUUACUCAUUUCUAAGUGCAAUAAGGGAGUGUCUGACAGGAUUGCAUCUGUGAUACCCUGAUGGACGCUUCCCUGUGGCCCUCCUGGGGCUAGGGUAGACAUGUUCAGAUCCCUCAGGCUGGUCAGCUUUGACCUUCAUUGGAGUCCCAUUGGGACCAGGAUAUGUCUUUUUACAGACAUCUUCCUCUCUGUUAGUCUCCUCGCCUUGUGGGGUCUACAGUUAUAGAUCUAGGGCAUUUCAGUUGAUUAUUAUCUCAACUGCUGGUAGCAUUUAUUAGACUAGGAAAGAUGGAGAAGAGGCAUUCCUACUAGAAAAAAAAUGUAAAUGUUUUCCCGUAAGCUCUGUUUUAAUUCUUACAUUUGUGCUUAAAGAGUUCCUUUCUUCAUUCAUCAACUAGGCGAAAUCCAGAGGUGGAUUAUCCUGGGAGAAACAAACUGUGAUAUUCAAAGCAGACAGUUGUUUAUGUGCUUUGAGGGUCAGCAGAUGUUAAUGUCCUUCCUUCAGUUCCUCUUUGAGAUCCAGAAUAUCUCUUCAGCUCUGGUGGGGGCACUUUUCUCUGGAUCCUCCCACCUCCACCUGUUGCCCCAGUUUGACCUGGAAUAAAAGCAUCCAUAUGAGCAGAGCACACACCUAGAGGAGGGAGGUCCCUGGUCCAUUUCACCUCAUGGAUGGUGUUGCUGCUGGGCAACAGUGUUGGCUUCUUUUUAAGUACCCCCUUCCCUCCUCAGGGGUUGUACCUGAGGAUGUGCCACUCCCUUCUCCGACCAGCUGCUUCCAUUAGAUUUCCAGAGACAUGGUCCCAACUGGAAGCAGCAGUACCUCUGUAGGAGGGGUGCUGGGCUCAUUCUUCUUAUGGAGAAAGUUCAGGGGACAGGGUGAGUAUUGUGGGCACGUGUAUAUCUUCCCAAGUUCUCUUACAGCCCCUCCUGGGACUCCCUGCCUUUUUUUGGUUGGUUCCUUGUGGCACUUCUUUUACAAAACUUUGUAGACUUGAUUAGAAUACCUUGUUUAUUUAAUGUGAGUUUGUGCCUUUUUGUCUGAAUCUUCCAAUACAGGUAUAUUGGGGAAAAAAGCAGUCUAAUAAAAUCUUAGACAGAG